This is a messenger RNA of Juglans regia (Persian walnut), 714 nucleotides long. RefSeq names its product protein DELAY OF GERMINATION 1-like. The transcript is spliced from 2 exons. The record is from RefSeq and is a predicted model, not a curated record. Bases 1 to 714 code for a protein of 237 amino acids. Gene Ontology annotation, molecular function: sequence-specific DNA binding. Gene Ontology annotation, biological process: DNA-templated transcription. NCBI's taxonomy places the organism in Eukaryota, Viridiplantae, Streptophyta, Magnoliopsida, Fagales, Juglandaceae.
AUGGAUGAACCUCCAACAUCAAGAACUCUCGAAACUCCACCAAGCCCUAACCCUACACGCCUCUCCAUGACCGACAGCAAUGAACACAACCUUAGCCAACUCGCACAAAAGUGCAUCAAACACUUUCAAGACUACGCUGACAUGCGAAGCCAACUAGCCCACAACGACGUUUCUGCUUUCUUCAUUAGCCCCUGCUGGUGCACCGACUGGGAAAACUGCAUGCUUUGGCUCAGUGGUUGUAGACCAUCUCAAUAUAUCCGUCUCGUUUAUGCCCUAAGUGGGUUGGAGAUCGCGGCCCAACUGGAUGAUAGUAACUCUCCUACCCAUUUGGGAUCGAGGUGUUACAUUCGCCUCAUCAACAUGUUACAAGGAAAGACGAUAAGAUCUGAGGAAAAGUUGACGGCCAGGAUAGAGAGCUUGCAGGAGGACGUGGAGGACCAGCCCAUUGCAGUGAUUGUGAAGGGAUUGAGCUGGGUCGGCGAGAUGAAUGGGGAAGUAAACAGAGCUCUGGACAAACAUAAGGAAGAAAUGGCGGGUAUUUUGGAAGAGAUGUAUAGGCUGAGGUUGAGCACGCUUAAGGAGUUGGUCGGAAUAUUGAUGCCGAAGCAGGCGGUGGAUUUCUUGGUGGUGGGUAAGAAGCUUCACCUAUGUGUGCAAGAGUGGGGCAAAAGGAGGGAAGACCUGAGGCAUGACAGAGAGGAAAUUAUAUCAUGA